This is a messenger RNA of Neogale vison (American mink), 2712 nucleotides long. RefSeq names its product nuclear prelamin A recognition factor (gene NARF). The transcript is spliced from 11 exons. The record is from RefSeq and is a predicted model, not a curated record. NCBI's taxonomy places the organism in Eukaryota, Metazoa, Chordata, Mammalia, Carnivora, Mustelidae. Bases 90 to 1517 code for a protein of 475 amino acids. Gene Ontology annotation, molecular function: lamin binding. Gene Ontology annotation, cellular component: lamin filament.
CAAAGGGCGGCGGGCGCCGGGCGUCUGUGACCGAGUCUCCCGGUGCUCCUCUGAGGCCCAAUCCUGGCCCCCGGCCUGCCCCGCUCCAGAUGAAGUGUGAGCACUGCACGCGGAAGGAAUGUAGUAAGAAAACAAAAACCGAGGACCAAGAGAAUGCGUCAGUUGAAGGACCGAGUCUGGCCCAGGAGAGCGGAGAGAAGGGAGAAUUCCAUAAAUUGGCCGAUGCCAAGAUCUUUCUGAGUGACUGCCUGGCAUGCGACAGCUGUGUGACGGCGGAGGAAGGAGCCCGGGUCUCCCAGCAGAAUGCCAGGGACUUCUUUCGAGUUCUGAACCUUAAUAAGAAAUGUGAUCGCUCACAGCACAAAGUGCUGGUAGUGUCAGUGUGUCCUCAGUCUCUGCCUUAUUUUGCCGCCAAAUUCCGCCUCAGCGUGACGGAUGCAUCUAGAAGACUCUGUGGCUUCCUCAAAAGUCUUGGGGUGCACUAUGUCUUCGAUACAGCAGUAGCCGCGGACUUCAGCAUCCUGGAGAGUCAGAAGGAGUUCGUGCGCCGGUACCAGCAGCACAGCGAGGAGGAGCCCGCGCUGCCCAUGCUCACCUCCGCCUGUCCCGGCUGGGUCCGAUAUGCCGAACGGGUGCUGGGCCACCCUGUUACCCCACACCUCUGCACCGCCAAGUCUCCCCAGCAGAUCAUGGGCUCCCUGGUGAAGGAUUACUUCGCCAGACGGCAGAACCUGUCUCCAGACGAGAUCUUCCACGUUAUCGUGGCUCCUUGCUACGAUAAGAAACUGGAGGCCCUUCGAGAAGACUUGCCCACCGCUUCCCACGGCUCCCGGGGUGCUGACUGCGUGUUAACCUCAGGUGAGGUCGUUCAGAUGAUGGAACAAAAUGACCACGCAGUGAAAGAUGCUGCCGUUGACACUCUGUUCGGAGGCCCGAAGGAGGAAGAGGUGAGGCGCCAUGACGGGGCCAGCUCCGACGGGUACCUAGCGCACGUCUUCAGACACGCGGCCAAGCAGCUGUUCGGCGAGGACGUGGGGGAGGUCACCUACCGCACCCUGAGGAACAAAGAUUUCCAGGAGGUCACCCUUGAAAAGAAUGGGGAGGUUCUGUUACGCUUCGCUGCUGCGUACGGCUUUCGAAACAUCCAGAACGUGGUUCUGAAACUGAAGAAGGGCAGGUUCCCAUACCACUUCGUGGAGGUGCUCGCCUGCGCCGGGGAACCAUCCCCUUCAAAGCGGAAGGAAGAAGAGCAUCAGCUCCCUGCUUGUCUUUCAGGCUGUCUGAGCGGCAGAGGCCAAGCCCAGACCGAGGACGGGCGGGCAGACAAGGCGCUGCUGCGGCAGAUGGAAGGCAUCUACGCGGACAUCCCUGUGCGGCCCCCCGAGACCAGCGCCCACGUGCAGGAGCUGUACCAGGAGUGGCUGGACGGGGCCGACUCCCCCAGAGUCCAGGAAGCCCUGCACACCAUGUACCAGGGCGCAGGGCUCCCCGCGGGCAGCCGGGACAUCAAGUGGUAAAGGUCGAGCCGGCUGCCGGGGAGGGAGGCGCGGCUGAGCGCGGCCCGAGACCCUGCAGGAAAACGGCUCGGCUUCUCGGUUGCUACCUUGGUUUUCAGAAUUCUCUACCCUCUUUGCUGGUGGUCCCCUCACUGUUUGAUGUGAUGCUCUCUUUGUGACGCGCGUGCCUGGAGCAUUCUGACCUGAGGGAAGGAUUGCCCCAGUUCACGUACCCUUUCUCUUAAGACUGAACAGUAUCCCAAAGAACAAGAAUGAAGACAAACCACUAUCUUUUAGGGUUAAAAGAAAUCCAGAAAGUGUCCUGUGAAGAACUAAGACCCCAGAAGCUCAGGCUCUUCUGCCUCAGAGAGAUGGCGUGAGGAGGCCGCUGGGGGGUCUGCCCGAUUCGGCUUAUUUUUACCCACUUCCCGUUACUCCUGAAUGGUUUUGACAGAGUGGGAGUCAGUUGUGUCCUUUUGGAAUUGGGAGCUGAUACACAAGCCGGGAUUUCCAGCUUCCCUGGCAGCAGCCAGGUGCUUUCCUGGUGCCAGAGGGUGGCGGGCAGCAGCCCCUCCUGGGACCAGACCUCUAACCCAGGGGCUCCGUGGCUGCGGGUGCCGUAGGCCCCAGACACGCACCCCCUCGUUCCGCCGUUAAGGGGAGCACACCACGAGGCGGGGGAGGCCUGGCGAGGCUGCGGGCUCUCUACGGACGAGGAUGGAGGAGGGAGACGGGGCAGAGGUGGGCUACCUGUGUAGGCCAGGCCGUGCGGUCGAGGGGCGCUCCCCUCCGUCCGUCCUGAUGCCGCUGCGGUCCUGCCUCCCCCCAGCCUGUGCUUCCUGAGGGGCGCUAGGGCAGCCCGUGCUGCGCCCACGAGCGUGCCGCAGAGAAGGAAGGGGGCGAGCGGCCCCACAGGCGGGGCUGGCAGUGGCCAGACCACGGACACCCGCGCUCCGGGUCCAGGCUCGUCCCCAAAGUGCGAGACCUCCGCAGAGGGCUCUGGUAUCGGGAACCCGAGCGACGACGCCCCUCUCGACCCCUCCGUGCCGUGAAGCCUCUGCUCCCUCCGUUUCCUCGUGUCGUGUGUCGUGCUGUGGCGCGUACCUGUCCGGGCUGGUGGCUGCGUGUGGCGUGAGAUUGUACAUUUCUUUCUCUCUGCUCGUGACCGGGUUCAUCCUCUGCGGCCAUGGGUGACGGAAUAAACAGCUGAAGGAUG